This is a messenger RNA of Poeciliopsis prolifica (blackstripe livebearer), 4142 nucleotides long. It is a transcript of the gene cdh10a, whose product is annotated as cadherin 10, type 2a (T2-cadherin). Gene Ontology annotation, biological process: calcium-dependent cell-cell adhesion; adherens junction organization; homophilic cell-cell adhesion. The coding region runs from base 414 to 2831 and encodes 805 amino acids. NCBI's taxonomy places the organism in Eukaryota, Metazoa, Chordata, Actinopteri, Cyprinodontiformes, Poeciliidae. The record is from RefSeq and is a predicted model, not a curated record. The transcript is spliced from 11 exons. Gene Ontology annotation, cellular component: catenin complex; plasma membrane; adherens junction. Gene Ontology annotation, molecular function: calcium ion binding; cadherin binding.
AGAGAAGAGGAGGGGACUGUGAGAAAUGAUGGAAAGAAAGAAGGAAAGUGUGGACGAAGAGGAGGAGGAGGAGUAAGCGAGAGAGAGAGCGAGCGAGGAGGACCCUCUCUCUCUUCCUCUUUCUCUCUCCUCCACACACACACACACAGUCCCAUACACAUUCGCAGCAGCUGUGCCGCUGUCAGUCCUGGAAUGUAAGCGCUGCCGUCAGGAGUCCGAUUCUCCAACCGCUAAGCGCCGAGACGGAGCAGCGCUCACUGAGACACACAGAUGGAUGCUAAGCAGAGCAAAACCAAAGAAAUCUAAAGGACACGAGUGAAAGGAAAUACAAUGCCUGUUCUGCCACGGCUACCUUUCAGCUUAUUUCCAUAAUUCACAAGUCAUUCUGGACGCUUCCCUGCCGAUUGGAUACCAUGAUAGGCAAUCAAGCUCUGCUCCUGUUGAUGCUCUAUUUCCUGUGGCCCAGUACUGCCCUGCCUUUCAUUACUGGGAAUAUUGGGAAUCUGUUUGGGAUGCCAGAGAGUGAUGGGAAGGUUCUUCAGCGUUCCAAACGGGGAUGGAUGUGGAAUCAAUUCUUUCUGCUCGAAGAGUACACAGGAAAUGACCACCAAUACGUUGGCAAGCUGCACUCUAAUGCGGACAAAGGCGACGGCACCGUGAAGUACGUCCUGACCGGAGACGGGGCUGGAACCCUGUUUCUGAUCGACGAGAAAUCCGGAGACAUCCACGCCACCAAGCGGCUGGACCGGGAAGAGAAAGCCAUGUACACGCUUCACGCCAAGGUCUUGGACAGAAACACGAACGCAGAACUCGAACCUGACACAGAAUUUAACAUAAAAAUCCACGACAUCAACGACAACGCGCCCAGAUUUGAAAAGGAAGUGUACUACGCCAGCGUCCCUGAAAUGUCUGAAGUUGGUACGUCUGUGGUCACAGUGACUGCCAGUGACGCCGAUGAUCAAACAUACGGAAACAGCGCCAAGCUGGUCUAUAGCAUCCUGCAGGGGCAGCCAUAUUUCUCUGUGGACUCAGAAAACGGAACCAUAAAGACGGCUCUACCUGGCAUGGACAGAGAGGUGAAGGAGCACUACCAGGUUGUAAUUCAGGCCAAAGACAUGGCCGGACAGAUGGGCGGGCUUUCAGGGACCACGACAGUCAGCAUCACCCUCUCUGACGUAAACGACAGUCCGCCUCGCUUCGCCAACCAUUCCUUCAGAGUGACUACAGUGGAGUCUACGGAGAUAGGUGGCGCCAUCGGACGCAUCAAGGCCGAUGAUCCCGAUGUGGGCCUCAACGCUGAGAUGGAGUACAGCAUCGUUGGCGGCCAUGACACUUUCAACAUCAUCACUGACCAAGCAACGCAGGAAGGAAUCAUCGUUAUCAAAAAGGCGCUGGAUUAUGAAAGUAAGAGGGACUACGAGUUCAGAGUGGAGGUGAAAAACACCUACUUAGACGCCAGGUUCAUCCACGGCGUGCAGUUCAAAGACUACGCCACGGUCAAGGUGACGGUGGAGGAUGUGGACGAGCCACCCGUCUUCGCCCGCAACCCUUACAUCAUCGAAGUUCACGAGGACACGGCCGCCGGCAGCUUCGUCGGCAUUGUGCUGGCCAGAGAUCCUGACGCAGAAAACAAGCCAGUGAAAUACUCCAUUGACCGACACACGGAUCUUGAAAGGCUGUUCAACAUAGAUUCUGUAAACGGCACCAUCACAACACUGAAAUCCCUCGACAGAGAAAUGUCCAAAUGGCACAACAUCUCUGUGGUGGCCACCGAAAUAAGUAACUUCCUCCCUCAGGUCCUCAAACAGCUCUCUUCAGUCCUGAAAUACGUGACAAAAUUUAUUUUUUGUGUUUCAGACAACCCUCGGCAGACGACUCGAGUGCCCGUGUUCAUCAAGGUGUUGGACGUCAACGACAACGCUCCAGAGUUCGCCAUGUCCUACGACACCUUUGUCUGUGAAAAUGUCAAGGCAGGACAGCUGAUUCAGACAAUCAGCGCUGUUGACACAGAUGAACCACUUGUCGGGCACAAGUUUGUCUUCAGCAUAAGCGCCACCAACCCAAACUUCACCAUCGUUGACAAGGACGACAACACUGCCAACAUCCUGACGAGGAGGGGCGGGUUCAGCCGGCGUGAGAUGAGCAUGUACUUCCUCCCCGUCGUGAUCUCCGACAACGACUACCCCAUCCAGAGCAGCACCAGCACGCUGGUGGUCCGCGUGUGCGCCUGCGACAGCCGCGGCAACAUGCAGUCCUGCAGCCCGGAGGUGCUGCCCUUCUCAGAUGGCCUCACCACCGGAGCGCUGGUGGCCAUCCUGCUCUGCGUGAUCAUCCUGCUCAUGAUCGUGGUGCUGUUCGCUGCCCUGAGGAGACAGAGGAAGAAGGAGCCUCUGAUCAUCUCCAAAGAGGAUGUCAGAGACAACGUUGUCAGCUACAACGACGAGGGCGGAGGAGAGGAGGACACUCAGGCCUUUGAUAUCGGCACGCUGCGCAACCCGGAGGUGAUGGAUGCUAACAAGCUUCGCAGGGACAUCAUACCCGAAAUGCUGUUUCCGUUUCGGAGGACAUCACCAAUAAAGGAUAACACAGAUGUGAGAGACUUCAUAAACGGGCGGCUGCAGGAGAACGACGCCGACCCCACGGCGCCCCCUUACGACUCCCUGGCGACCUACGCAUACGAGGGAACCGGGUCCCUGGCGGAGUCCCUGAGCUCGCUGGAGUCCGCCGCCACCGAGGGCGACCACGACUACGAUUACCUCAGCAACUGGGGACCACAGUUCAAAAAGCUGGCGGAGAUGUACAUAGGGAGAAGCCCUGACAGAGAGACCUAAACGAAGCCAUCCGUCUCUCUAUAAUCCAAACUCCUUUUCAAUGUCCUUUCGGCUAACUAGCUAGCCAGACACAAGUCGGUCUAGUUAGUUAACUAGCCUGUCUGUCUUAAUAUCUAUCAAGCUAUCUGUUUGUCUAGUUUGCUAGCUAGCUUGAUAGUCAACUGGUUGUCUGUUUGCUCCACCUACAAAUGUGCGUGAAAAUGCACAAACUCAUGCGCACUAUAUUAAACCCUCAUGUGGAAGCUUACCUGGAAACAGGAAAGCUGUGUUCGAAAUGUUCACUCACAAAAUUCUACUCCACGAUAAAUUGUCCCAGUAAUUAUCGUGAUCAACGAUAAUAUUGUUGCUUGAUGCCUUUUAAAGUAAUAUAUAUAAUCAAUUUUGCCUAUUCUUAGGUGGAAAUGGGAAAGCUAUGUUCAAAAUGUUCACAAAAUUUUAAUAAGAAAUUGCCACAUUAAUUACCGUGAUAUAUGAUCAGUAACAAUAAUAAAGUAGGUGGAAAAGAAUCGUUUCCAUAUCAGUUUCCUUCAAUAAAAGUCUUUAUGAGACUUCAGCUAAAAGUGCAGGUGUGUGUCUGUGUCUGGUAAUUUCUUUUCUUUUUUCACUCAGUAGGUAGAAAAUUCGGAAAUUUAACUCAAGUAAGAGUAGGAAUAAUUAAUAAAAUUACUCAAGUAAAAGUAAAACGUACAUUUUUUUCAACAAAGUUACAGAGGUAAAUGUAACUGGUUUCCUUUCACUGGUUUGAAACCAGAACAAAACGCCGAUAUGUUUAAUCGAUUGGACAAUUCGAACACAGAAUGAGGCUUGAAGUGAGUUUUCUAAAAGCAGAUCCAAUAUAAAUCUCAGUCUUUUGCUUUUUCUUUUGUCAUAAUCAGUAACGAUGCCUUUAAAUUUUAGGACUUUUGUGAACAAUGGUGUGAAUAAUGUGUUUUGUAAUCAACAUGAACGAUAGUAGUAUUGUAUACUAUCAAUGUUAAAUGGUGCCGGCUUGGUUUGGGUGGGAAACGGGGAAAGGAGUCCAACGGCUUUUCCAGCCAACUCCAUUAAAUACUGUAAAUGUACAAAGUGUUUUUAAUGAUGGACAUCGUAUAAACUAUUUGCUAUAUCUGUUUGACGAACAAUGUUCAUGUGAAUGGUUGGUGGAGUUUCUUUUUGUCAAACUGUGAAUUCAUUUCAUCAUGUAGGUGUAAUAUGUAAUGGAAAGUGUAUGUUGUAGGAAACUGUCACACACUGCUUUCAUGCUAUUUGAAUGCUGAGUCAUAUUGUUUUAUAUUUAUAUUUUUAUACUUAUUUUCUUAAUAAAAUGAUCUG